Messenger RNA from Ricinus communis (castor bean), 1120 nucleotides. RefSeq names its product photosystem II CP47 reaction center protein-like. NCBI's taxonomy places the organism in Eukaryota, Viridiplantae, Streptophyta, Magnoliopsida, Malpighiales, Euphorbiaceae. The coding region runs from base 198 to 995 and encodes 265 amino acids. Gene Ontology annotation, biological process: photosynthesis, light reaction; photosynthetic electron transport chain. The transcript has a single exon. The record is from RefSeq and is a predicted model, not a curated record. Gene Ontology annotation, molecular function: chlorophyll binding. Gene Ontology annotation, cellular component: photosystem; membrane.
UAGAUCGGGUUCUCUUUUCUUUGUUCCUACAAACGGAAUUGUUACAUUAUUACUAAAAUAAAAAAGAAAAAGAAUAGAAAAAGAAAUUAAUUCUUUCUCCGAGAUAACCUAUUUAAAAGGGGAGAUCCAUAACAUAGUUUUUCCAGUGCAAUAAAGUUACAUAGUGUCUAUUUUUCAUUAAUAAAGGGGGUAUUUCCAUGGGUUUACCUUGGUAUCGUGUUCAUACCGUCGUAUUAAAUGAUCCCGGUCAUUUGCUGUCUGUCCAUAUAAUGCAUAUAACUUUAGUUGCUGGUUGGGCCAGUUCGAUGGCUCUUUAUGAAUUAGCAGUUUUUGAUCCCUCUGACCCCGUUCUCGAUCUAAUGUGGAGACAAGGUAUGUUCGUUAUACCCUUCAUGACUCGUUUAGGAAUAACCAAUUUAUGGGGUGGUUGGAGUAUCACAGGAGGAACUAUAAUGAAUCCGGGUAUUUGGAGUUAUGAAGGCGUGGCUGGGGUGCAUAUUGUGUUUUCUGGCUUGUGCUUCUUGGCAGCUAUUUGGCAUUGGGUGUAUUGGGAUCUAGAAAUCUUUUGCGAUGAACGUACAGGAAAACCUUCUUUGGAUUUGCCAAAGAUCUUUGGAAUUCAUUUAUUUCUCUCAGGGGUGGCUUGCUUUGGGUUUGGCGCUUUUCAUAUAACCGGGUUGUAUGGUCCUGGAAAAUGGGUUUCCGAUCCUUAUGGACUAACUAGAAAGGUACAACCCGUAAGUCCAACAUGGGGUGUGGAAGGGUUUGAUCCUUUUGUUCCGGGAGGAAUAGCCUCUCAUCAUAUUGCAGCGGGUACAUUGGGUAUAUUAGCGGGCCUAUUCCAUCUUAGUGUGUGUCCGUCCCAAUGUUUAUACAAAGGAUUACGUAUGGGAAAUAUUGAAAUUGUCCUUUCUAGUAGUAUAGUUGCUGUUUUUUUUUGCAGCUUUUGUUGUUGCUGGAAUUAUGUGGUUUGGUUCAACAACUACUCCGAUUGAAUUAUUUGGUCCCACUCGUUAUCAAUGGGAUCAAGGAUACUUCCAGUAAGAAAUAUAUCGAAGAGUUAGUGCUGGGCUGGCCGAAAAUCAAAGUUUAUCUGAAGCUUGGUCUAAAAUUCCCGAAA